Messenger RNA from Fonsecaea erecta, 1764 nucleotides. RefSeq lists its product as hypothetical. Lineage: Eukaryota; Fungi; Ascomycota; Eurotiomycetes; Chaetothyriales; Herpotrichiellaceae. The transcript is spliced from 2 exons. Gene Ontology annotation, biological process: regulation of transcription by RNA polymerase II. Bases 1 to 1764 code for a protein of 587 amino acids. Gene Ontology annotation, molecular function: RNA polymerase II cis-regulatory region sequence-specific DNA binding; DNA-binding transcription factor activity, RNA polymerase II-specific. The record is from RefSeq and is a predicted model, not a curated record.
AUGGAGGGACCUUAUGCAUUGGUAACUCCACCGAUGCAAUUCUACCAAUACCGGCCAGACUCGGACGCACGGCAUAACGCUGUGUUCACUCCGAUGCCGACAGAGCAGCCAACUUAUAGCCCCAUGACUGGGUAUCCUCAGCAACAGCAGUCGGCAGCACCACAGUAUCUGGUCCAGCAGUACUGGCAAGGGCAUGCUGCUCACUUUCCCCGAGGACACCCUCACGCCCACUAUGUGCCUCAGCAGGUUCUGACUCCCAGGGCCUCACCACCAUUGACGCUAGCCAUGCCCAUGGCUAUGCCCAAGAUGAUGCUCGACAGCAAUGGCCAUAUGGAGCAUGGACACUUUCUGGAGAGCCGGCACUCUUCCCCUCCGACUCCAUGUCUCUCGGCCUGCCCCAGCACAGCCAGCAGCCCGCCCGCCAGCAGUGUGAACCAGACGCCCGUGCACAGCGCUGGCUACUUCAACUUGCCCAUUGAAGCUUCCAAGGAGGAGAUGCAGCCUCUGACAUAUCUUGACGAGUGGUCGGAAAGCGGACAAGUGCACAUUUUCCCGCAUCCCGGUGAUGCCAAGGCCGCACUCGUGCCCAGCAACGGCACCGACUCUUUUCACUCCACCAUCAAUGCCAGCAGCUGCCCUUCACCUUCUUUGGCCCCUGCUUCACCUCAAUCUCAAGUCUCUCCCUCGGCCUAUCCCGUAGCUGAGUUUGUCAACCUACGAGAUUUGACCUCGACUUCACUCGAGCCUGCCGUGUCUGCGCCCGUCCGGACGUUCCCUCCCUUGCCUACUUUGUCCGCCGAAGACGACGAGCACAAGUUUGCUCUCGGCAACCAAGCGUUCCCCAUCACGCCCGAGCAUGAAACUGCCGAUCCUUUCAGUCUCGUCGAGAACCCUUCGUUUGACACUUCUUUCUGCACUGAGUUCGACUCGGAGGACGAGUUCAGCUUCGUCAACUUCACCGACCCCGAGAUUGCCUACAACGGUGACAAGAGACUGAAGUUGUCGGUUGGUGAAGAGGAGGACUUCCUCAGUGUCCACAGCUUCGGCAGCUUUGAUGAGGACGACCACGCCGCUCACGCUGGUCUGCUCUCCCCCCCAGCCUCUUCUUUCUCCGAUUCGGGCUCGUGCUGUGCCUCCAAGAAGAAGAACCACACUCAACGCAAGAUGAAGCGCAACAGCUCCACGGACAGUGAUGUGGAGUUUCAAAACUUCACCCAGUCCGAUGCCCACAUCAACAGCCACGCAGAUGGCCAAAGUACCUCUGAUGCCACUCCUCAGGAACAGUCCAACGCCAACGAGGACAACACCGGCUCCAGCAACGCUGAUGGAUCGAAUCCCUUGACAGCUCCUGCCAACCGCCGCGGGCGAAAGCAGUCCUUGACCGAGGACCCCUCCAAGACAUUUGUCUGCACCCUAUGCUCACGUCGCUUCCGUCGCCAGGAGCACCUCAAGCGCCACUACCGCUCUCUGCACACCCAGGACAAGCCAUUCGAGUGCAACGAGUGUGGCAAGAAAUUCUCGCGCUCGGACAAUCUGGCCCAGCAUGCCCGCACCCACGGCAGCGGUGCCAUCGUCAUGGGUGUCCUCGAGAACGGUGAGCUCCAGCCUCAUCAGCCAUAUGAUGAGGAAAUGGGCCACGCUCUGUACGAGGCGGCGCAACGAGCGGCGUUGGCCACCUCGUCGAGCAGCAGUGGCUCCGAGGCGUCGUCCUCCGGCGAAAGCAAGCGUGCUCUCAAGAAGAGAAAGCGAGAUGAAUCCCUGUAA